Rosa rugosa (rugosa rose) is the source of this 1029-nucleotide messenger RNA. RefSeq lists its product as uncharacterized. Lineage: Eukaryota; Viridiplantae; Streptophyta; Magnoliopsida; Rosales; Rosaceae. The transcript has 3 exons. Bases 511 to 825 code for a protein of 104 amino acids. The record is from RefSeq and is a predicted model, not a curated record.
CAGCCGCGGCCUCCUGAGGCGGUUUGGAAUGAAAUUACAUGUACAAACUCAGGUCUUGAGUCAACCUGGAAGUAGUAACGUGCAUGGUGCUACGUCCAGUAGCUGGAUGCCACCUCCUGAUGGUCAUGUAAAGCUUAAUUCUUGAGACUAUUGAGUAGACUUAAACCUGUACGUUGCAGCAGAGGUGAUGGCUCAGUAUUGACAGGGCUGGAGUGGAGUAUGGGUCAAGAAGCCUGCCACAUGCGUUUGCAGUGAACACAGCCACCUGGUACCCGGGUCUCGAGAAUGAGAUGUUUCCCAAGGAAGCCUGGCAAUAUUGUCAGCUGCAGCCUGAUCGCCCUCACCUUUUCACCAUAAUACUUGCUGCAACCAUUAAAGAUGAUUCAUUAAACCCUAGAGAAGAAAGAAGGAGAAAAAGAAAAGAAAGCGCCGUGUGGUCUGUCUCCGAGCUCUCCUCUCUUCUUCUCUCUGUGUCUCUCUCUCUGCUUGGUUUUCACUGUGAAAGGAUCGAUGUCUGCAGUAAUUGGCAUGAAGCUCCCAAGAGGAUCGGCUUGCUUCUACUUCUACAACCCUUUGGAGUAUAUUCAGAGAGAAGCAGCGGUCAAUGCUACAGCCGUCGAGAGUCGAACAGAACAAGCAACGCAUGAUCUGGUGAGUUAUAUAAACGAACAAAUGGCUGCUAGUCUGAAUCGAAUAAACUCCGAGACUCAAGUUGCAAGGGAUGCUGCGACGGUAGCUGCCAACGAAAAUUUGAAUAAGCUUCUGGGGUUAUUGGUGCUUCUUUCUCAGCUUCUGGGGAUGUCAGUGAUCAGUUGGUGUUUGUGAGGGGCUAAAUCAACCAAUGGCUGUAUUACAUUUCAAGUACUUAUUUUAGGAGUGCAAGUCUUGGACAACUAUGUUUAUGUUCUGGUUUUUGUAAUAUUACGCUAAUGGGAGUCUUGGACAACUAUGUUUCUAUUCUGGGUUUUUGUACAAAUAUGUUUACAUUUCAAGUAUUUAUUUUAUGAGUGCAAGUCUUGCCAUGAUAAA